UUCUUAAUAUCACUAUCUUAACUCCACAAAUAUAAAUAUCCUCUCUGGUCAAUAUUCCUAGCUACAACAACACUGAAGUUUAAUUAAUCCCCAGCUAUUCAGUUUUGAAAUUGAGAUAUAUUCGCUUCGUAAUCAAUGGUGAGGAAGACAGAGAGUAGUGAAUCUAGCGAUGAUGAACAGAGAUACUCGUCUUCAUCUGAAGAAUGGUCGGAGGACUCCUCAGAAGAUGUUAAUGAAAUUGUUGAAGUCAAUGGGUUUCAAAUUCUUGAUUCGCAGGUAAGCCAAGUGAAUGCAAUCUUUGAAAAACAUCCAGACAUUGCAUCAGAUUUCAGUUUAAAGAACCAACAGCUCAAAAAUGCUUACAUGGGUGUUCUUCUCGACCUAAUCAUGACACUGUGCCAAUCGCCUAAGGAGCUCACGAUGAACGAUCUAAACAAAGCAGACCGCACGAUUUUGGAUCUGACAAAAGCUGGCUUGAGGUUGCAUUGGUUGCGUCAGAAACUGGACGAAGCUUUCUUGAAGAAGGAGAAAAAAAGAGCCAUUGGGGCACGGAUCAGAGAACUUGAGGAACAAGUCAAGAAAUGAAAGCUGAAUUUAUCGGAUUUAGAAUCUGAUCUAAAGAAACAGAAAGCUGCGGCUUUGGCUGCUGAAACUCCGUUUGAUUUCAGCGAUGUUGUUUGAUAUCACUAAUUGAUGGAUUUGUGUGAAGUAUUCCUCUGUUUCUUGUUCUGUUUUAACUUUCCUUAUCACUAAUUGAUGGUUUUAUGUGAAGUAUUCCUCUGUUUCUUGUUCUGUUUUAACUUUCCUUAUCACUAA
This is a messenger RNA of Arabidopsis lyrata subsp. lyrata, 816 nucleotides long. RefSeq names its product MATH domain and coiled-coil domain-containing protein At3g58280. The record is from RefSeq and is a predicted model, not a curated record. The transcript is spliced from 2 exons. The coding region runs from base 136 to 585 and encodes 149 amino acids. Lineage: Eukaryota; Viridiplantae; Streptophyta; Magnoliopsida; Brassicales; Brassicaceae.